AUGUGGAGUUCCCAGAGUAGGUCCACCGCCAUCAGGAUAGGUGACCCCGGAUACGAUAUAUCAUCCAAAAAGCACGUGUCGUUUGACUCCGGGGACACCAAUAGAGUGAGAAGAAGUGUUACCUGCGCUGCCAUUCCCAGACAGUCCGGCCGUAAUGCGAGUCCGCCAUCCAUUUCGCGUACGUCAUCCAUGUCUUCCUCCAGAAGAGAUAUGUCACCACCGGUUGCAUCACAGGAACGGCUCUUAGGAAGCAAAUCGAGUCAACACAACAUCGCCACCACUUCCUCGUCGGCCACAACCCUCACCGCCACCGGUGACCACAAUGUGAAACCAGUGCACCAAUCGGUGUCUCCGUCCCUGUCAUACACGCCAUCCCUAUCCACGCCGUGUCGUAUAUUGCGACGCGUGAUCAUGAAGACCCAGGCCACUCAGACUGAGGCCCAGACACUCGUCAAGUCCCGUUCCGCCCGAUCCAUACCGGCCUAUCUCACACUCUCGCCCCGCGCUGCCAACCAGACUAUCGUACAGCGCCGUAGUUUCGACCUCCGAGUGCCCACCACUUCGCCCAUCUCUCUGUGCGAGUAUCACCAGAGGCUGAUCCUCAGACAGACCAGCAGUUGGUGCGAUAGCGAGGGUCAGUCGAUGUCAGCACUGCCGCCGCGGAAGUCGCGGUCAGUUCACGACUGCAUUACUAUCGAUACGACUAAUAGUCUGGAGUUUAACGACGAGAUAAUGGCUGUCUGUGUAGACAGGGAUGUGUUGGCAGGUUUGAUUCCGAUCGCAUCUCCUCCGCCCGGAUUCGGUGACAACAAUAACGAUGUCUUCGCCGAUGACUUCGGUACCAAUCGUUCAGAUGAUAAUAACAAAGAGUUAUCUGAGAUCUCGCCGAAGAAGUCGACCUCCGAGUCGAGUCACGUGGCGGUCGCCAACGAUGGCUCUGAUAUAAUAUCGUCGACCACAACAGACAUGGAUGACCUAUUGUCCAGCGCCGACAACUCAAAGGUGACAAUGAGUUCACCGACAGUGGUGUCUGAGUUGAACCAAUCCUUGACUUCCACUCCCCCUCUCAUCCAAACCUCUGGCGCCGAUUCAUCCGUCGAUUUACUGCCAUUGGAUUCGCCUAUUAGUCGCCUGAAGAAGCAAUUGAUGGAAACACUGAUAUCUCCCGACAGCGAGUCAUCC
Messenger RNA from Oppiella nova, 1182 nucleotides. The record is from the annotation of a GenBank genome assembly. NCBI's taxonomy places the organism in Eukaryota, Metazoa, Arthropoda, Arachnida, Sarcoptiformes, Oppiidae.